GUGGUACACUGUGUGAGAUUGGACCUGGUCGUCCCCGGCAGAGUUCUUAGAAUUGGCUGUGAUACCGGACCUUCCACGUGGUACCCGAACACUGAAGAUGCGCGCGCUAGUGCUGGCGGUGCUGGUGGCGGCGUCGGCGGCGUACGGCCCGCCCUCCAAAAACAACAACAACAACAAUCCCUUCACAAGGAACAACUGCGGCUCCGGCGGGUGUGGGCAGGUCGCCUCCAGCGGCUGCUCGAGCGGCUGCUCCGGCGGUCAGCGCUUCACGAAGCAGACGUUCAGCUGCGGCGGUAGCGGCUGCGGCGGGUGCACGGGCAGCGGCUGCGUCCAGCCGCCCCUGAGUGUGUCGGGCCAGUACUGGUGGGAGGGAGACAACUCGCCCUUCAAAGUGCCGCCCGGACACCACGUGACCAGCGUAGACAACUCGUGCGGAGGCACCGGCUGCACCACCUCCAUCACCACCUGCGGGGGCUCCGGCUGCCCUCCGGCCCAGUCACUCCCACAGCCGCCCCAGCCGCAGAGGCCCACGUUCAACCCGGUCCCGCAAGCGCCGCAGCCGCAGAGGCCCUCGUUCAACCCGGUGCCGCAAGCGCCGCAGCCGCAGAGGCCCUCGUUCAACCCGGUGCCGCAAGCGCCGCAGCCCGCCCGCCCGCCGCGGCCUGUGAGCGACAACAACCUGGUGAUGCCGCCCAUGGGCAUCUGCCCCGCCACAUUUGUGUGCGUGCACUGGCAGCUGUGUCGCGACGGCUUCGUCAUCACGGACGGCACCGGCGAGAUCAACAAGCAGAUCAAGGAGAUCCCGGUGCAGGUAUCGUCGAGGUACCGCAGCUGCGGCACGAACAUGGUGUGCUGCGGCGUGCCCUCCUUCAGCGCGCCCCCCGUGCAGAACCCCCCCGGCGCACCCCGCCCCCUCCCGGCCAGCCCCGCCCCCCAGGCCCCCCCCAGCUUCCAGCAGCCUCCCGCCCCCCUGCCGACGCAGCGCCCCCUCCCGCGCCCGACGGCCCGCCCUCAGCUGCGCCCCCCCACGUCCCGCCCUUCGUCGGGAGGCUACGCGAGCCCCACCGUGCCCCAGAACCCCCUGAGGCCGGCGCCGCAGCCGCCCGCCCGCCCGCCGAGGCCCGCGCCCAACGCCAACAACGGCUUCAACUCGCAGCCCACCAUCGUGAACCAGGCCGGCCCCGUGCCGCCCGCGCAGACCGGCUACAACCGCCCCAGCCCGCAGCCCAACCGCCCGCGCCCGCAGCCCAACGUGCCCAUCAGCAACCCGAUCGGCCUGGUGUCUCCGCCCAGCCCGCAGCCCAUGGGCAUGAUGGGAGGCAUGAUGGGCGGCAUGAUGCCCAUGGUGGGCGGGACGUGCAGCGCCGGCACCUACUGCGUCGCCCCCAACCAGUGCAACCCCUACACCGGCUUCAUCAUCACGGACCCGACGCAGCUGAUGGCGGUCUGGCCGGACGCGCCCACGGUGCCGCUCCUGCCAUGCUUCGUUCCCGGCGCUGGACAAAUCCAAGAUGGCGUCUGCUGUCAACAAGCCCACCCUCGAGCCGGAGGUCUUGAUUAAACUACGCCUCCUUCUCCUGCUGCCACGCCCCCCUGCCUUCCUGCCACGCCCACCUGUUAUCCUGCCACGCCCCCCCUGCCCCUCUCAGCUCCACGCUCUUGAAAUACCAAGAGGAAUAUCCGAUUAUUUCCGUUAUUCUAGUGACCUGUGUUUCUGUGUAUUUCUUAUUUUCUUUGCGUUUCCAUUUAUCCGAUUUGCUUUGUUUCUCUUUCUCCGACAUUUCCGUGGCGAGAACUGCAUGUGAAGAGAGAAAGAGAUUUUGAUUUUUUUAAUCAUUCUGUUUUGUUAUUAUCAAGAUAUUUAGAUUUUUUUUUACGAUUUUUUAUUCUUUAUCUUACACAUGUGGCAUUUUAUCAAUAUUUUGAAUUAAUUUAUAAAUAGAAGAAUAUAUAUAACAUCAAAGGUAAAAGAGAAAAGUCAUAAAAAUUAUUUAAAAAAAUAGUGAUAAGCGUAAUUAAGAUUUGAAACGAAAAUCAAUAAUUCUCGAUUGAAAAUAUCAGUAGAUAAAUAGAUGGAUAUAUAAAGAAGAGAAAUCAAAUAUUCUACGAAAGUUAUAUAUUAUCUUCAGAAAUUUUAUUUAACUUUUUUAUAAGGAAGUUAUCGGAAUAUUUUUUUGUUUUUUUCUUUUGAUAGAAUUUACUAGACAAGAAUAAAUUCGGGCAUUUUAGUGUUGUAGAUUUUUUUUUAAGAUAUUAUAGUCUCUCAAUGGAAAAAAAAUCAUAAUAUUUUCUCCUUGUUUCAAGUUACAGACCUUCAGGGAAAUAUUUAUUUAAAAAGAUAUCUCUCCCGAAAAAAAAAUUAACGAUUUCAUAAAAAGGAGUCACAUCUUGGUAUAAAAAAAUUCCUUUAGAUUUUAGACAGACAAAAAAAAUAUCUGUAAAAUCAAUAAUAGUUAUAGAUUUUUCUCGAGGAUCUGUUAGCCUUAAGGACAUUGAUUGUGUGUAUAUAUAUAAUCUUAAACUAUAUAGAAUCUAUUUUAUUACUAUCAAAUUUUUCAAGCAUUGGUCAAGGAUAUGUUACUCGCUUUUAAAUGUUAUUCUCAAAGCAUCCUGAGUUUCAACAUAUUUUUUUUUUCUCUCGUGAAAUAAAACUCUAUUCUACCAUAUUAUUUAUGAUUAAUACUUUCAGGUGAACAAAUAAACAGUCUGUAUGGUU
Molecule: messenger RNA, 2716 nt
Organism: Penaeus indicus
Lineage: Eukaryota; Metazoa; Arthropoda; Malacostraca; Decapoda; Penaeidae
Exons: 5
Coding region: 98-1561 (487 amino acids)
Source: RefSeq, a predicted model, not a curated record